Molecule: messenger RNA, 1518 nt
Organism: [Torrubiella] hemipterigena
Lineage: Eukaryota; Fungi; Ascomycota; Sordariomycetes; Hypocreales; Clavicipitaceae
Source: the annotation of a GenBank genome assembly
AUGCGUCCUAUCCGCGACAUCAUCUCUGCCCCUGGUGCCAAAGGGGCCAUCGAAGCUGCCGCUCCUACCCAGCAGGUCGAUAUCCCUCGCCUCAACCUCGACAAGAUCGAAGUCGAGAAAAAGGCGGCCCUUUCCUCCUCGGACGAGGCCGAGCAUGUGGAGAACGUCACGAACUGGGUUGAAAAGCCAAAGGCCCGGCGUCUCGAUCGCGGUCUCGACUGGGUCGUCCGUGCUUCCGGCUCGCAGCCUGUCUUCUUCUUCAUCCUUGCGGGUAUUCUUACCUGGGCGCUCCUCGGAAUACCCUACGGUGAAACGGAUGACUGGGCAGUGCUCAUCUCUGACAUCCAGGCCAUCAUCAGCUACAUCUUUGACUCGUUCCUCAUGAGGCAGCUGCUGAAUGCCUACGAAUCCAGCAUCCGCGUCUCGGCUAAUCUUCUAUCUCGCAAUGAGAGCAACAAGCGCAUGCUUCGCACUGCUCUGGGUAGUGGCCGCUUCACCAAGCCCAGUGGGGACUGGGAACAGCGUGCUACCAUCUACCGAGACUUUGCUGCGGAUUUGCCCAGAGAGAAUCUUGUUGGCCGCAUGACAACGCGCGUGUCCUUGGUCUUUGGUCACAUCGGCACGCUCUGCUUCUACUGGGCUGGUAUCUUUGUCUGGAUCGGCUUCGGCCAGUACAGCGGAUGGAGUGACACUUGGCAGCUGUACAUCAACUCUGCUACUUCUGCCCUCAUGGUGCUCAUUUUCGCCUUCCUUGCCUACGUCCGCGAACGACACAAUGUGUACAUCACUGCCUGCUUGCAGCAUAUCUUCAAGGUCGACUCGGCUGUCGAGCUCAAGCUUCGCAACAUGACUGGCGACGACAUCCCCAACCCGACCAUUGUCGUCCCCGCGCCCAAGAUGAACAGAAUUCAGCGAGCAAUCUUUUACUAUGCUGAUCUUGUUGGCACCUUGACAGGUAUUGUCAUCUUGCUCAUUGUCCUCAUCGUUUGGAUUUGCAUUGGUCCUGCCAUGGGCUUCAGCUCCAACUGGUGGCUCCUCAUCGGCACCUACGCUGGUCUCGUUGGUCUACAUGACGGCUUCGUUCUCCGAAAUGUCCAGGCCAAGUUUAAUAACUACGAAGACAAUGCUGUCGACAACGUCAACCUGUCGGACAAGGCCAUCUUUGAGGAUUUGUCGCUGCCUGAUCCGGCAAACGCGCACGUCCAGGACAAGUCCCUGACUUACCGCAUAUCCAAGCGUAUGGGUGCUAUUUGCUCUCACGAGUACACAGUCAUUGCCGGCGUUGUUCUCAUCAUUGGCUUGAUUGUUGGUGCCAGCGCACAGAGAUGGUCUCUGACUGGUCAGCUUCUAUGCAACGUGCCGCCUUCUCUCAUCGAGUCCUUCUUCAUGAUGAUCCUCAUCACUGGUCACAAUAUUGCUGAGAGCAAGCGCCGUGUUGAGUACCACAACGUUUAUCUCCGCCGAAUGAAGCUGCUUGCUUACGUUGAAGCACUUGAUGGCGCAGCUAAGACCGCCUAA